This is a messenger RNA of Carica papaya (papaya), 2696 nucleotides long. RefSeq names its product LEAF RUST 10 DISEASE-RESISTANCE LOCUS RECEPTOR-LIKE PROTEIN KINASE-like 1.2. Gene Ontology annotation, molecular function: ATP binding; protein kinase activity; polysaccharide binding. The record is from RefSeq and is a predicted model, not a curated record. NCBI's taxonomy places the organism in Eukaryota, Viridiplantae, Streptophyta, Magnoliopsida, Brassicales, Caricaceae. Gene Ontology annotation, biological process: protein phosphorylation.
AUUAAUAGGGUCUUAGAAGAUUAUGGAGUAAAUAAGUAAAAAAAAGUAAUUAAUGGCAUAUUGUGCAAGUCAUUUCAUGUUUAUGUUAAAAGUUGAUGGCUAAUGUAUAUUUAUACGCAUAUUGUGUAAAUCAUUCCAUGUUUUUGUUAAAAGUUGAUGGCUAGUGUAUAUUUAUAGAAUUAAAAUUGUGUAGUAGAUAAAGUAGGUUGAGAUGAAUAAAUAUAUUCUGGCUUUCAGUUAUGAUGGUGAUGUACCAAAUGUGAAAGCAAUACAAUUUGUCUAUGAUUACCUGCCGUUUCAUUUCCACUUACUUACCACUCUUUCUCAUCAUCAUACUCCUUUUUGUCCUUUUGGUAGACUCCUCCUUCUUCUUCUUUACAUAGUAGCAAGAAAGCAAUCUAUUUCAGUUUGAUCCAACUGGGUACUUCCCAUCUCAGAAAUCUACCUCAAACUCAUCUCUUCCCGGCUCUGUUGCAGAGAUGAAUCUUGCAGGCAAUCUGUAUCUUCCAAUCCCCAUAAACUCCAUUUUCACCAUCUUCAUCCUACUAUUAACUUUCCUUCUACCAUCCUACUGUGAUGAAGAUAAUCACUUUCAUGACUGUGGUAUUUUCUACAACUGUGGACUCUUGGCAAAUGUUUCGUAUCCUUUCUGGGGCGGUAGACGACCCAAUUUCUGUGGGAGGAAAGAGUUUGAGCUCACCUGCCAUGGCAGUUUUGCCACCAAGAUGACCAUUUGGGAGCAAGAGUUUCAUGUGAUGAGAAUAGACCAUUCUAAUCAGAUCUUGACUCUGGCACCAGCUGAGUUUCUUCAGGACUCUUGUCCUGAAACUAUAUCCUAUGCUUUUGAUUUUGGGAACAGUCUCCUAAAACUUGCUCAGACUGUGGUGAAUCUCACUCUGUUUUAUAAUUGUUCCCCCGGUAUCUCCGUACCAAAAAAUAACAUUCGUCCCUGCAAGAACAAUGAACCUGGAGAUAUAGGAAUUUUCUAUAUGAAUGAUUCGUUUGUGAGAAACAAUGGGGUGAACCUCCAUGCGUGUAGGAAGGUCCAAGUUCAGGUGAAAGAGACGUCUCUUGUUGAACUUGAGAGUGGAAAGUUGAGUUUGUUUUCUGCUUUAAAAGAAGGAUUUGAUGUAAAAUAUGAUGCUUCCAAUGAUUCCUGCUUCAACUGCGAGGCUUCGAGAGGAAAAUGUGGAUCAGACAUCACUAAUGCAGAUGCAUUCACCUGCUUUUGCCGUGAUCAGCCUCGUCCUCUAGUUUGUACAAAUCAUGAGAAUAGAGUUAAUAUGAAGACAAAAGUUAUUAUAGGUGUUAUUGCAACUUUCGUAGGUGUGGUACUAGCAUGCACUGGCUGCUACUUAUAUCAACGCCGGAAGAAGAAACUAAGGAUUGUUCGUUCGACCUUGUUAUCUCGGAGCAUCUCAGCAGAUGAUUCUUCAGUGGAUGUUGAGAAGGGAAGGAACUUGUUUGGAAUUCACCUCUUCACAUAUGCUGAGCUUGAAGAAGCCACUAGCUACUUUGACUCUGCCAAGGAACUUGGUGAUGGUGGCUUUGGAACUGUAUACUAUGGGAAACUUCAAGAUGGGCGUGCCGUUGCUGUCAAGCGCUUGUAUGAGAAUAACUACAAAAGAGUUGAGCAGUUUAUGAAUGAAGUUGAGAUCUUAACCCGUUUACGCCACCACCAUCUAGUGUCUCUUUUUGGCUGCACCUCAAGACACAGCCGUGAACUCCUGCUAGUAUAUGAGUUUGUCCCUAAUGGCACAGUUGCUGAUCAUCUUCAUGGUGAGCGUGCUAAGCCUGGUGCACUUCCAUGGCCUAUCCGAUUGAAGAUUGCAAUUGAGACUGCAGGUGCAUUGACAUAUCUUCACGCCACCGACAUCAUCCACCGUGAUGUUAAAACCAACAACAUCCUCCUAGACAAUAAUUUUUCCGUCAAAGUUGCAGAUUUCGGACUUUCGCGUCUAUUUCCAACAGAUGUAACUCAUGUUUCCACAGCUCCACAAGGGACACCUGGGUAUGUUGAUCCAGAAUACCACCAAUGCUACCAGCUCACUGAGAAGAGUGAUGUGUUUAGCUAUGGCGUGGUCUUGAUUGAACUAAUAUCCUCCUUGCCAGCUGUUGACAUCACCAGGCAUCGGCAAGAGAUCAACCUGUCUACCUUGGCAAUCAAUAAGAUCCAAAAUCAUGCACUGCACGAGCUUGUAGACACAUCACUCGGGUUUGAAUCAGACUCGACGAUCAGAGAAAUGAUAACUGCUGUAGCAGAGGUGGCGUUUCAGUGCCUACAGAGUGAAAAGGACAUGAGACCUUCAAUGCUGGAAGUGUUGGAAUCUCUAAUCCGCAUACAGAGUCAGGGAUAUAAUUCAGGAAAAGCAGAGGAAAUGGAUAUUCCAGCAGCUGAUGUUGUGUUGUUGAAGAGUGGUCCUCUGCAACUUUCUCCUGAAUCUGAAACUGUAAAUUUGGUUAGCAGGUCUACAACAUCUAAUACAAGUAGUUAAGCUUCAUGUCACCCAGCUUUUUGCUUUUCUGAGAGAAGCAAGAAAUUGGUAAUUAAAGAGAUCCCAUAAUCAGAGAAAUGGCUGAUUGCUGUCAUUUUUUUUUUUUUGGUUCUUUUUUUCGUUUUUAAUCCACUAGAUUUUGAUACUGAUACUCGUUGGGGUGUACAUGUAAUAGUUGUAAUGAGGUAGGGAGGUUUUUUC